AUGGCUUGCCUGCAGGACACGCGCGAGCCCCGAACAGCGCCGCGCCUGGGUCCCGUCACUAAAAUGGCGCGGCACCCCGGUCCUUCCCCCACUACCCCGCUGCAAAAAAAAAAUAACAACAAUAACUCGCCCCGAAAGGCUUGUAGCGCUGGGCGGGUGCCUCGCCAGACCGCCCUCUUAAUUCUGUCAUUGCUUGGCGCUAAACGGAACCGACGCGGCGCGGCACAGGGCCGCAGUGCGGGAACAUGCCCGUAUCUGCGUUGGUUGAGUUCCUGGAAGGCCGAGCGGUCCCACAAAGACGCUAGCGAGGCCGCGUUCAUCCGCGGGCGUGGGCGCCCAGAACACCGGAAAUGCAGGCAAGCCUGCGCCCCAGACGUUGUUUCGCGAUAUGAAAGAAAAAUGUUAUUGGUUGUCGCUGCCGCCGGCGGUCGUUGUUUUUUUUUUCUGGGCGCCGCGUCGUCUGCAGGAGGUCCGGGGCAAAUGCGUUCAAUUUCCCGCCGCCGGAAAAUGCGCGCCGGCGUGUGGCGGCGUGCCUUGCGCCUGGGGCUCUUCAUUGGCAGCUUAUCCGGCCCUGCGGAGACGCGGAAUUGA
Messenger RNA from Trypanosoma conorhini, 591 nucleotides. RefSeq lists its product as uncharacterized. The record is from RefSeq and is a predicted model, not a curated record. NCBI's taxonomy places the organism in Eukaryota, Euglenozoa, Kinetoplastea, Trypanosomatida, Trypanosomatidae. The transcript has a single exon. Bases 1 to 591 code for a protein of 196 amino acids.